Molecule: messenger RNA, 2047 nt
Organism: Macrobrachium nipponense
Lineage: Eukaryota; Metazoa; Arthropoda; Malacostraca; Decapoda; Palaemonidae
Product: carotenoid-cleaving dioxygenase, mitochondrial-like
Exons: 12
Coding region: 160-1806 (548 amino acids)
Biological process (GO): carotene catabolic process; retinal metabolic process
Molecular function (GO): carotenoid dioxygenase activity; beta-carotene 15,15'-dioxygenase activity
Source: RefSeq, a predicted model, not a curated record
GAGAGACUGAUUAGCGCCAGAUAAGACAUGUUCAGAGAAUUUUUCAUCAACAUCCGCUCGGCAAUAACUCUUUUUGAGGUUGGCAGUGCGCCGUUGGGAAGCCUCUGCCGAUCUUUAGUAUACCUGUCUCGAUCGUCACCUCGAUAAUUGAAACGAAAAAUGGGCAAAGGGAAAACUGGAGAGAAGAAGAAGAGUCUGGCGACCAACUCAGACUCGAGUCUCGUGUGGUUGAGGCAAUGUGAAGAAGAGACGGUCUCUCCUGUCACUGGAAAACUUUCAGGCCACCUCCCCUCCUGGCUGAACGGUAAGCUGACGAGAAACGGUCCUGGAAAGAUACAAUAUGGCGACACUCGAUUCAACCACAUUUUCGACGGUUCUUCUUACCUCCAUCAAUUCAAUAUCAAAGAUGGAGACGUCACAUAUCAGUCUAGGUUCUUACAAAGCGACACUUACAAGAAGAACUCCCGGGCCAAUAGAAUCAUCGUUUCAGAAUUCGGGACAGCUUCCUACCCCGACCCUUGCAAAAAUAUAUUUCAGAGGUUCAUGAGCGUCUUCACCCCACCCGGCUCCAUGGAUCCCACAGACAACUGCGUCGUGAGCGUCUGUUACUUCGGGGACGAACUCUACGCCCUGACGGAGACGAAGAACAUGCGCAGGGUAGACCCCGAGACUCUGGAUGCCGUCGGGGAAAAGACGAACCUGGACAAAUACGUAGCAGUCAAUACCGCCACGGCUCAUCCCCACGUAGACCCAGACGGGACGGUCUACAACAUGGGGAACUUUUUCGCGGGAAAAAAGGGUCCCACCUACAACAUCAUCAAGUUCCCUCCUCCGAAGGAAGUUAACGGCAAGAAACUGACCUCUGUAGAGCAGGCUGAGAUAGUCGUGAGCAUCCCAUGCCAGUGGAAGAUGUACCCUUCGUAUUAUCACUCCUUCGGCAUCACCGAAAACUACUUCAUCUUCGUCGAGCAGCCCUUCGUCUUCAACCUGAAGAAGUUCUUCGUCAACCACUACGUCGGGAAGCCCUACUUCGGCGCCGUCGAGUGGUACGGGGACCAGAAGACCAAAUUCCGCGUCGUGCGACGGGACACCGGCGAAGUCCUCAAGACUUCCUACGAGGCCGACGCCUUCCUAACGUUCCACCACACUAACGCGUACGAGAAAGACGGGCAGCUGGUGGUUGAUCUGGCCUGCAUGGAUAAUGGAGACACUGUGUACCAGCUCAUGCUGAAAAAUCUGGAGAACCCAGACUUCGAGUGUAGCCACAACACGAUGCCCCAGAACAGGCGCUUCGUCCUCCCUCUGAACGUGCAGGAGGCUCCCAAGGACACCAAUCUAGUGACGCUCAAAGGGACGAAAUGUACCGCCUACAAGAGGGACAAGGGCAUCGAGGUCAACGGAGAGGUCAUAUCCGACCAGUUCUUCGACCUCCCACGAAUCAACUACAAGCACAACGGCAAGGAGUACACGUAUUGCUACGGUGUCGAGGUCAGCCCACGUGGCGUGCAGUUCUGCAAGUUGGUCAAGAUGAAUGUCCAGACAGGCGAAACGCAGCUAUGGCACGAAGAGGGCAAACUAGUCAGCGAACCAAUUUUUGUCGCUGCUCCAGACGCUACGGAGGAGGACCACGGAGUCAUCUUGUCGUCCCUGCUGGAUAAGGACAAUCCCAAGUACGUCGCCCUCCUCGUCCUCGAUCCUAGGACGUGGCAGGAGAUGGGCAGGGUCGAAUUCGAAGCCAAGGGCGCCGUCACCUCCACCUUCCACGGGCAGUUUGCAGGAGACGAAGAAACCAUUCACUUACUCUGAGUGUAUAUGUAGGCCUAUACUCAGUCUAGUUCCAGCUAGUCAUAUUCUCUAUAUAUAACAAAAAGGAUAUGCAUGAUAUUCUAUAGAAGAGAAAUGAACCCGUUUAACGUUCCCUCUUACGAGGGUCUUUCUUGGGCAUCAUUUGGACACCAUUUCGUCUUGUUAUAGGACGAAAUGCUCUCCAAAUCUAGGCCUAUAGCUGAAAUCCAGUGAAAUUAUAUUAAAAACUCUGAAACCAUAA